Didymodactylos carnosus is the source of this 1116-nucleotide messenger RNA. Lineage: Eukaryota; Metazoa; Rotifera; Eurotatoria; Philodinida; Philodinidae. The record is from the annotation of a GenBank genome assembly.
AUGUGUACUCCCCGGGAGCCACCCUCACACUCCCCAACCUGUGCAAUCCCCGAGGAGUCCCUGCCAACUCCCCAUUCGAAUAGGGAAUUGGCAGGGACAAAAGAACUAAUGAUGACUAAAAUUCAUACAUUAAUGAUACUAGUAAUUAUUAUAUAUACAUCAGAUCAAUGGUCAAUACCAGAAAACGAUACGAUUAUGAUUGAUAAAGAAACGAAAUUGGUAGCCGAAAAGGUUGGACACUUAAUGCCUUUAAGUCAAACAACUGGUAUUGCUAUAACGAUUCCAAUUUUUCAGUUUGGAUGUUUUUUACUUCCGCCGAAAUUUUUUAAUUCAUUCGUUGUUUGUACAAAUUCAACCAACAAUAGUCUUACUGAUUCAAAUGAAAUAUUACGUUCUAGUACUAAUUCAUCUCAAAAACCUUUUAGUGAACGAUUUAUGGAUAGUAUUGAUCAGCUCAGAUCAAGAAAUAAACGUCAGUUAAUAGAUAAUUAUACAAUCGUAGCAAUAAUAAAUCGUUUAUUAGCAUCACAAACAUUUUAUUUUGUACCGAACAACGGUCCUGGUACAAACGUUUAUAAUUUGCCAAGAUUUCUUGGAAUUGAUUAUAAACGAAAUACGUCAUUAGCAUGGCACAAUGGGGAUAAUGUUAUGAAUAACUGUCAUUUUGGAAAAAUUACAUUUUGUCAUGUCUUACCGCCGAUGGUACAUAAAAUUGAACAUUCAUGUUUACAAAGUAUGUUUGCUCGAGAAAAAAUCAAUACAUGUUCGUUUAUUGAAUCCUCUGAAAAGCCACCGUAUGUACGUAGUAUUGAUGAUAAUAAGUGGAUUAUAUCUGUAGCUGAAGAUCUUUAUUGUUUAAUGAGAGAUAGCGAUGAAAGUAUGGAUGAAAAUAUGGAUGACAUAGAUAAUGACAAUGAUAGUAUAAUCAUUAAAAAGUUUGCUAUGGUUAAUUUACCGUGCAAAUAUGACUUAAAUUGUAGUAAAAAAAUACAACUAAAAAGCAUGAAAUGUAAACGUAAUUCUGUUAUGGAUUAUUAUUUAAUUAGUAACUGUGAUUAUUUCAAAAGCGAAGAAUUGAUUAAAUUACUGGAUGGUAAUCAAAUAAACGAGUCAUAA